Molecule: messenger RNA, 2904 nt
Organism: Megalobrama amblycephala (Wuchang bream)
Lineage: Eukaryota; Metazoa; Chordata; Actinopteri; Cypriniformes; Xenocyprididae
Exons: 2
Coding region: 1-1245 (414 amino acids)
Source: RefSeq, a predicted model, not a curated record
AUGCCCGAAACUGAAUUUCAUUGUACAAUGAGAUAUGACCCUACCAGAGACCCUGAGCUAGAGAAACAGUGGUUAGAACAGACCAAAGAACUGGAAAUACCCUUAAACUCUGAGUAUUUAGUAGUGGGACCAAAGGGGGCAGCCUUACAAAUUGAAGAAAAUAGGUUUAUCCAAAAAUGGUUUAGGAUAGAUAAUUCAACUCCACAUGUUACUUUAUACAUAAGUGAGGGAUGUCGACCUGAGGACUUAGGACCAAUGAUGUUACAUGCAAAAGGGAAAGCAUGGGAGGCCACAGAAAACCCAUUUAUCUUUCAAACUACAGAUAUGAUGUAUCUUAAAAUCCUCUGUCAGACUAAAAUGAAAGGAAUACCAAAAAUGAUAGUGGAAACUAGGGAAAUGAAAAAAGAAUUGAAUUCCAAAUUGGAUGAAUUGAUGAUGGAAAUGGAACAAAGAGUACCACAAAAAUUGUGGUCCAAACAUGAUACAGAUGUAGGUUUAGUAAAAUCUGCCAAUCCAGUAAGAAUUAAGACAAAGCCAGGUGUUCAGUUACCCAGAAAACAACAAUACCCACUCAAGCCUGAAGCAGUGGAAGGGAUUAGGAAAACAAUUGAAGGGUUAAUUAAAGCAGGGGUGUUAAUUGAAACAGUUAGCUAUUGUAACACACCCAUUUUACCUGUUGAGAAAGCCAAUAAGUCAAAGUGGAGGUUAGUCCAUGACCUAAGGGCAGUGAAUGAGGUAGUGGAAGACUGGCCUGCUGAGGUCCCAAACCCACACACGUUGUUGACGAAUGUUCCACCUGCUGCUAAUUAUUUCACAGUUAUUGAUCUCUGUUCUGCGUUUUUCAGCGUUCCUCUAGCGGAAGAGAGCAGACACCUUUUUUCCUUCACUUACCAAGCACCUGAUGGAUCCUUUACCAAAGCCAUGAAGAAGCUAAAGAGUCUGAGAACAGAAGUCACUGAAAAUGCUGGAAGAGACAGAAAAAUUGGAGAGUGGUUUGACUCUCUUUUUGGCUCAUGGAAAGAAUGGCUGGUAAAGGUGGGAGUAAUAAUAGCAGUUGCUCUUGGAAUUUUUGUGCUGUUGUUUUGUUGUGUGUUACCUUUUCUCAGAUCAACGAUGGCGGGUGCAGCAGCCAAGCAGAUGGUGAAUGUGUCUGUAAAACAAUCUGGGGUUGACAUUGGAUGCACCACGACAACUGGAGUGUAUCCAAUAGGUCCAGGCCUCGAUGAGCUGGACGAAUUCCCAUAAAGAAACCCUUAACUGGGAAAAAUGGAAGGGGUGCCACUUUUUUAUUUUUGACCCUGAAUUUAAUGCUGUUUUUGAUAGAGAGGGAGGUAGGCAAGAACAUGUAUUUUCUUUUGGGGCAAAAACUCAAGUAAGCAUUUUAGACAAUGGGUAGAGUAGGCAGUUAGUAAGUGGAUGUUUUGUUUGUUAUUUUGGCAUAAACCCCCUUCCGAUUUUUAUUUUUAUUUUUGUUUUUCCAUUAUUAUAAAUACCUACACACUAUUAAAUAUCACUUUAAGAAUGAGAGGGGACGAAUGAGGGUCAGAAGCAGGCCAUCAUCCGGCACAAAGCCAAGCGUAGAAAAAAAACAAACAAAAAAAAAACCCACAAAAAAAGUGGCGCUUGGUUGACCGAGGGAUGAUGCAACCCGAUUACAGGGAAAAGAAUAUGAAGGCCUUUUUACUAUUUUUAUUAUUUUUAUUUAACCAAUGAAAGCUCACUUUUGAAUGUAAUGUGCACUCACUUAUCCAUUGAGAAUCCUAUUGGUGACUGGAGGAAGGAUCGACAAGCACCUCAGUGCUUAGCAGCAAGGGCUGACUCUACUGGUGGUUUAAAAACCCGCUGUCAGUCCCAACUCCAGAUAGUACCCUAGGCAGGUCCAGGUACCUCUGGCAACGGUGGAGCAGUCCAGAUAGCGCUCCAGGCCACCGGAAGCGCCUGAGAGUUCCUCUGGCAUCGUGGGACUAUAUAUACAUAUAUGUGCAUUAUACUACUGCCAUUAUCCUAUUACUGUAUAAUGUAAUCACUGAAGUGCAUUGAUCUACUGAUAUAACCAAAGCUUGUGAAUCAAUUAAAAUGUGAAGAAGUAUCCCCCUAAAAGAAGGUUUUAGGUAGGGAGAUGGGAUCUUUUACUCCUCUCUAGCCAAACAAAGGGGGGAGAUGUUUGGUCUCAUUCUCCUCUGGAGUGUGUCCCCAUGGGAAAGUCACUUGGUAGAAAAAGAUGGGUGACUAUUCUUGGUCACUAAGAAAGAAGAAGGAAACAGGCUCACCUAUGAGGACAUGCUCUGGGAUAAGGGCAUAGAAGUGGGGCUAAAGAGAGCCCCAAAGGGGGAUGUGUUGGGAAAAUUCAUUGAUUAUUAACGUAUUACCAGUAGAGAAUAGCUUGCAUGAAAAGCACUGGAAAGUACCGGGUUUUCUGUACUAAGAGCAUCAAGCGUAAAUGAAAUAUAAGUGUAUUCAAAGCAAAUUACAGUAGCAAGCUGUGGAAGGCACCAAAGAAACCAUUAAAGCAUGUUUUUAAAAAUAUAGCAAUUACAGUAGCAAGCUGUGGAAGGCACCAAAGAAACCAUUAAAGCAUGUUUUUAAAAAAUAUAGCGGCUGGCGAUCCGCCACCAUUAAAAUCAAAGCUGAGGAGUAUUCAUAGAUAACAGUGGCAAAACGCCAGGGUGGAGUUAAAAGAAAAAGAUAACUAGAGGAAUCCUAAUUGGAUCUGUAACGAUAAGAGAAACAUAUAAAACGAGCUGAUUAACGUUGUUUAGAUCAGAUGUGAUGCCUGAUGAGAAGCUGACAUCUCACUUUGUUGCCUGGCAAUAAAGAAUAUCUUUUGAAGACCUGGAACUUCUGACUCUGAGAGCUUUUUUGAGAAGGAAACAGAAUCAUCUUAGGACACUGCAGACUGGCCAC